Messenger RNA from Photinus pyralis (common eastern firefly), 4186 nucleotides. Its product is annotated as junctophilin-1. The coding region runs from base 242 to 2821 and encodes 859 amino acids. The transcript has 7 exons. Lineage: Eukaryota; Metazoa; Arthropoda; Insecta; Coleoptera; Lampyridae. The record is from RefSeq and is a predicted model, not a curated record. Gene Ontology annotation, cellular component: junctional membrane complex; endoplasmic reticulum membrane; plasma membrane.
GGGCUGGAUUCAGUGCCGCGCCGACUACCGUACGACCGAUCGAAAUGGCGAGCUGAUAUUUAUUUAUACCUGGAGCAAUCAAAGUGUAUUACUUGGUGUAGUGUUGAGUGCCAGUGAAAUGGCACUAGAACUCCUUGAUUAUCGAAAACGGAAUAAAAGUGCCUGGAAGUUUUCUCGAUCUAGAAUGCUUAUAAUUUUAUAUGUGAAUUCAUUUAGUGUAAAAAUAAAUUGAGAGAGAAGUAUGCAACAAGCGAACCAAGUUAACAUUAGCUCUGGCGGGGAAGUGGGUAACGGGGGAGUUGUGUCUUCCCCAGCCGCGACAGGAGCCACGGGCACGGCGACCACUAAAAGCCACGUGAACGGUGGUAGAUUUGACUUCGACGAUGGGGGUACCUAUUGCGGCGGGUGGGAGGAUGGGAAAGCGCAUGGCCAUGGUGUGUGCACCGGACCUAAGGGACAAGGAGCGUAUUCCGGCUCCUGGCAUUACGGCUUCGAAGUUUCUGGGAUUUAUACUUGGCCAAGUGGGAGCGCUUUCGAAGGUCAAUGGCAAAAUGGUAAAAGACAUGGUUUGGGCGUGGAGACUCGAGGACGCUGGAUAUAUAGGGGAGAAUGGACUCAGGGAUUUAAAGGACGAUACGGCGUCCGGCAGUCCAACACAUCAACGGCGAAAUACGAGGGCACGUGGGCCAACGGCCUUCAGGAUGGUUACGGUUCCGAAACGUACGCCGAUGACGGAACGUAUCAAGGACAAUGGCUGCGUGGAAUGCGUCACGGGUAUGGAGUCCGAAACAGCGCUCCAUUUGGUAAAGCGUCAAAAUAUCGAAAUAAAACCCUAAGAGCCUCCCUGACAUCGUUACGAAGCAACGAAGGUGCCAAUGCGGAUCCCACUGAAAAGCGCGAUCGAAGAGUAGACGAUGCACGAGGGGGAUUCGUCUUAAAGAUGAAUUCCGACGAGCCCGCUAGAAGAAGAUCUCUUGGCGAAAAGUCAAUUAAGAAAAGUUUACUCAUGGGUUUGAAACUGAAAAAACAACGAAGCACUGGUGAUUUAGAAAAAGGAAAUGGUAGUAUACGAUCAACAGGUUCGACAGCAUCGUGGAUGAGUACAGAUUCGGCACAAUCAGCAAUGACAAAUGCUUCCUUACAUACCGACUCAAAUGCCAGCUUUGUCGUGGAGGACGAACACAUGGACGCAAACGUCACGGAAACGUAUAUGGGGGAAUGGAAAAAUGACAAACGCAGUGGAUUCGGUAUAAGUGAACGUUCCGACGGGUUAAAAUAUGAGGGUGAGUGGUAUGCGAACAAGAAGUACGGAUAUGGGGUCACCACUUUCAGCAAUGGCGAAAAGGAAGAGGGAAAAUAUAAAAAUAAUGUUCUCAUAACGAGUAAUAAGAAAAAACAUUUAUUCCUGAUGCGCUCGGCGAAAUUUCGGGAACGCAUCGAUGCGGCGGUUAACGCGGCUCAAAGAGCUUCAAAAAUUGCCCUGCAAAAAGCCGACAUUGCUAUAUCUCGCACAGCUACAGCAAGAGGCAAAGCCGAACAAGCGGACAUUGCGGCGGAUCACGCGAGAAGCGAUUCCGACGUCGCUCAAGCCGUAGCUAGACAAUACGCGCCGGACUUUAAGCAGCCAGGAUUGGAAAGACUAAAGGCGAGGCAUCGCGAGAAAUUCGUCUCGUAUAACAAUCCAAAAGAUUCUUCCUUAACUAGUAAUAUUGCUAACGAAAUACAUAAUCAAUUGCCUAGUCAAAUUAAUAGUCAAAUUUCUAACCAAAUACCAAAUAAGAUAAUGAAUCAAUCUCCAGAUAGUAAAAAUCAAUACUCAAGUCAAAUUCCUAAUCACACUUCCGUCUUAGAACAAAAUAAAAUAGGUGCUCCAACAUAUAAUCAAAACGCGUAUCAAUCAAACAAUUUGUACGCGGAAAAAGGGCAACCAAAUCCAACGCAUUCGGCGAGUUACGGCGCAAAUAUAAUUAGUAACUUGGUAGACGUAAAACCCACUAUUGAUAAGGAUAUCAGAGGAAGAAAAUCCAUAACGCGAGAGGACGACCAAGCUGCAUCUGCGAUAAGGCGAAUGUCGCGAAGAGUAUCGGGAGAUCGGCCACCAAACGUCGGAUGGGUACCCAAUCAAACUUCUAUAGAUUACUUUGAUCAUUACAAGCGACCACCAAGUAGAGACUCUAGUGUAGAUAGGUAUACGAGGGCUACGGGAAGACUUAGUGCCAGUGGUUCCAGGCAACCGUCGGUCGAAAUCAAUUCUGGCGCCACGAAUACACCGGAACGAAUGUCGAGAGCGCCAUCUGUCGCGAGAGGAACGACACCAACACCGAUGCCCGCCAAGAAUGGUAACGUUUUAACAGGAAAUCCCAUAAAAUUGAAUAUAUCUCCGAUGCCUUCCAAUAAUUCCCUCCAAAUGCCCCCGUUCGAAGAUGUCAUCAUUAGGAAGCGAGGUUUGGGACAAGACAUUGUUCCGUCGUUAAAUCAACCGAAACGUACGGAAAGUUUAUACAUAAAUCUAGGAGCUGCUCCCGUCGUCAAGAACCUGGUCGAGCAGACUACCUUGCAACGUAAGAAAUCCCUUCCUGACGUACAAGUCUUGCCCAAAGCUUCGGAGGGAAUGUCCAGGGAGGAAGUGUCGGCGUUAGGAUCGGCGCGACGGGAGGAAGUUCGACGAAUGGCAGACGAAAAAGAACGACUACGUGCAAAUCCCCUACUAUAUUUAGUUAGUCCACAAGUUAAGGAUUGGUUCUCGCGCCAACAGCUGGUAAUCCUCAUAUUAUUCGUCAACAUCUCGCUGGCCAUCAUGUUCUUCAAACUCCUGACAUAGUACAGGCUUGGCGUCAUUCGACGCAACUUCGAUAAACGUAGGCUAACAUGGAGGAAGCGAGCUGACUUUUGGCAUCCAAUUCUUGACAAUUAUUAGAAGUAAUUUUGACAAACACCGACCACUUUUACUGAUGUAAAGUCUUCAUAAUUAAAAAUUUUCCAUGUAAUAUUGUAAAAGUGUAUUUAUUAUUAGAAGUUGGUUGUUUAGCUUUUUAAUUGUCGGUAAUCAAAAACUUUCUAUUGAAUUUUAAAUGUAUUUAAGUAGUUGUAGCAUACUAUUGUAUUUAUUGUGUAUAGCAAGCAUAUUGUGUAUACGCAUUUUCGCGUUUUAUUAAAAAGCUGAACAAUCAAUAUAUUACUUAAAUUUAUAUAGUAAUUAUUCUUUUGCUACAAUGUAGUUUUUGUCCGUGCCAGAAGUUGUAUCACAUAUGGCUUCAUAUGAAGGAUAUCGAGCUUCUGUACGACAGAGACUAUGGCGUCACAGCAGCGUCCCUUAGGUACAGUUUAUUUUAUUUCGUAAUUCCCUUACUGCAGGAUAUGAAAUAACGACCAUAAAAUCGAAUCGAGUUUUUAUUACUGGGAAAAUAUGUUCGCCUAAAGAAAAAAGUAUUAGUGUUAUAUGACGUGAUUUAGGGAAAUGUCUUUUAUAAUAAAGAUUUAUUAGGUUAAUACAAUUUGCCUAUAAUAUAGAAUAAUAAACUUAUAAUAAUAAAUUCGAAAAGAAAUUUCCAAAAAAAUUAAGAAAUUCGCCAAAUCUUUUCAUAAAACGUACAAUGUUUGCCAAACAUAUAUCAAAUGAUUCGCUUAGUUUCGCUGUUUCUGUUGCCAAUAGUCAUCAUAAAGGCUUUAAACGCAACAAAUAAAACUAUAAACGGUAUGUAUGUAAAUAGCUCUUAUACCUAUUUUCAUACAGAAUUUAUUUAUUUGUUUGUUGCAUUCUACCUAGAUACCUGUACAGAACGGCAAUUUCUUACCUUUGAUGUAAAUGUCGCUGUUUAUACACAUACUGUUUCCCUCACUAAGGAAUUCGGCACUUAGUGCGAAAUUCCAUGGUAGGUUAAUGAAAGAUGGGGGUAUAUGGCAGAAAUAUUAAGUUGAAUUCUAGUAAAAUUAUACACAUAUAGUUCUGAAAAUAUUAUAUUUGUAUAAAAGUUUUCUAUACUUACUGUUUUGGGUGCCUUGUAAAACCUGUAGGUAAUUCGCUAUAUUAGGUACUCUUUAUACUUGUGCAGGAUUAAAAAUGAAACAAACAUAUUUCUAGAUUUAUAAAAGAUAACUUCUUGGUCUGUAUAAAACGUAGGUAAAUCUGUCUAUACCACUUUAUAUUUUUAAUUAAUAAAUAAGGGCCAAUUACUUUUUCCCUUAG